This is a messenger RNA of Colletotrichum orchidophilum, 1671 nucleotides long. RefSeq lists its product as uncharacterized. The record is from RefSeq and is a predicted model, not a curated record. The transcript has 4 exons. Gene Ontology annotation, biological process: intracellular iron ion homeostasis; copper ion import; iron ion transport. NCBI's taxonomy places the organism in Eukaryota, Fungi, Ascomycota, Sordariomycetes, Glomerellales, Glomerellaceae. Gene Ontology annotation, cellular component: plasma membrane. Gene Ontology annotation, molecular function: ferric-chelate reductase activity. The coding region runs from base 1 to 1671 and encodes 556 amino acids.
AUGAUGCAAGCAUUCAAGAGCCCAAAGCAACAAGCAAAUGAGGAUACUUUGCAUCUGUUCGCCACCUUUCUUUUUGGUCUCGUGGUUUUAAACUUCGUAGCUCAUCGGCUGCGUGAGGCUUGCAACAAGAAUCCAUGCUCCAAUUCCGCCCAGGGCCUAAAUGGCUACGGGCGACGGGCGUGUGUUGAAUUCUUCCGAAAGUUGGAGAAACGUAUUGAUUGGGGAUGGUUUGGAAGGCCCUGUUUCGGCUUCAUCGCCAUGGUCAUUGUCUACCUCGCCGUAAAUGUCACUCUCUGCACAACCAACAUCGUCAUGAGGAACCUACUCAAUCAUUGGGCCUCUAGAUUUGGAUGGAUUUGCGCCGCGAAUAUGACGCUGAGUGUGUUUUUGGGCACGAAAAACACACCUUUAACUCCGAUGGCAGGCGUGUCACAUGCACAGCUCAACAUUUUGCACCGAAUCGUGGGAUAUACUGCCGUCUUCUUACUCGCACUGCACGCCAUCUUCUACACGAUACACUUCCAUCGCCACGGCAAAUUGGCUAGCUUGCUGAAAGUAGAAGACCUAGCUGGCAUCGGCGCCGCCACCGGCAUGGUAGUUCUGUUCAUGGGCAUUCUAAGACACCGGAACUACAAGGUCUUUUAUAUUAGUCACAUCGCAGGCUUCGUGACCGCCGUUAUCCUGACGGGGCUGCAUAGACCAAACUGGGCAAAGAGAAUACCAGCGUUGAUGAGCUUCGCGUUCGGAAUCUGGCUUCUGGAUCGCAUGAUCCGAGCCUUUGGGAUGCUUUACAACCUCAUCAACAAUUCUGCCACCUUCUUUCCCCUCCCGGGUGGUGGAACGCGCCUGCUUCUCAGAAAGCCAGGUGCCCAGGCAGCCUUGCCGGGGUCUCACUGCUUUCUCUGGAUUCCUCGGGUUCGUCUCUAUGAAAACCAUCCGUUCACAAUUGUCAGCAAUGGCCCCUCCGGCUUAGAGCUUGUCAUGAAAUCGCACCAGGGAUUUACCAAAGCUGUUAGCGACUUUGCCGUACGCCACCCUAAUUCUACGGCUUGGGCUUCGGUUGAUGGGCCAUAUGGAGUUUGUCCUAAUACAGACAACUAUGAAAAGCUGAUCUUCAUUGCUGGUGGAAGUGGGGCUGCUUUUACAUUUGGUCUCAUGAAUCGAGUUCUGGGACAGUCCGAGCCGCCUAAACUCCAAUCCGUUGAGUUUAUAUGGACUGUAAGACGUUCAGAUCAUCUCAAGUGGUUCCACGAACACCUCAGCACCCUCUUGAAGAUGGGGCCAGCCGUAAAAGUAUCGCUCUUUGUUACGAAUGAAGAGCCGACAUCAAGCUCAAUAGCCACUCAAUCCGAUGCCCCAUGCGGUAUUGUAAGUCAGCUACUGUCUCGAAACGAGAUUCCCAGCUACGGGGCUGUUUCGACUGUGGACGACACAAGUAGUCUGGUGGCCCGAACAAACGGCCACGAAGUCGACCAGGCUUUCAACCAACAUUUCAUGAGAAUGGAUAUAGAUUUGAUAGUCAGCGAUGCUAUACAGUCUGUCGAGAGCUGUCAAAGAGUCUUAAUGGUGACUUGCGGCCCAGAAUCGCUCAUGGAUGCCGUAAGGGAUUCAGCGGAAAGUUGGCGGAAGAAGCGAGACCUCCGGAUAGAUGUUCACUGCGAGGCCUUCUAG